CCCCAUGUGAGAAGCCGUCUGUAUUUCGAUCUCGAUUAAGCUAAAACUGAAUGGCAAAGACAAAAAUGACCAAAGCCUAGAGCCGUAGAAGCAGUUUUGUUUUUCUAGGGAUGCUUUAUGAUGCUACGCUUUAUAACUCCAGAACUGGUUUCAUGAGUACCAAUGCAAUCAGUUGCCACAUAUGAAGCUAGGAAGAUAGUUCAGGACAAAUUAUCUUCUUUCUUUCCCCAAGGAAGAAAAUUGAAAGGAUGUGAACCACGAACAAUGCGAUCAAAAAUGAAAAUCACACAUCUCAUCUUUGUGGAGAACUUGACAAGAGCGAUGUAUAAAUAGGCUUUCAGAUGUCUGGCACUUGAUCAAGUAAAGCUGAAUCCUUAUCCAAUCUAAGCCCAUUGGUAUUGGGUAGUACAUGAAGCAGAUUCAACCCAUUGGUUAGUAGCGGCCAGCUAAACUCCUAGAAAUGGCCCAAUCCAAUCUUUUUUAUCCAUAAUUCCAUAUAUUAAAUCGAUAUCUUCUUGUACCUGCGCUUUGCCGGUUCCAGCAAUGGAGUCACUCCUACACUCUUCUACAAAAGUUGUUGCUUCGAGUCUACCAAAACUGAAAAUUAAAAGUGGGUUCUUUGACAACCAAAACUCUUUCUUGAAAUUACCGCAUGAGACCUCUUACCUUGGUCGUAGAAAGCUUUUAAUUGUGGGGGCAAAGAAGAAGAAAAACAAUGAUAAUAAGCAAAACACUCACAGUUUCAUCCCCAAACCAGAUGAGAUCACUGGGUUUUUCCCUGAAGCUGUGCUUCUCAAAGAGAAGAAAGUUCAGGAAGAUGGUAGACUUCUCCCGGAUUUUGCUGAUGAUGAAGAACAAGAGUUGUAUGAAUCUCUCAAUCUUCAGCUGCAAAGCACAUUGGACGUUGAACGCAUGCGACACUAUGAGGUUGUUUAUUUAGUUCAUGAGAAACAUGCCGAAGAGGUUGAAAGUGUCAAUGAGAAAGUUCAAGAUUUCUUGAGGGAGAAGAGAGGCAGGUUGUGGAGAUUGAAUGAUUGGGGUCUCCGAAGACUAGCAUACAAGAUAAAGAAGGCUAAGAAUGCCCACUACAUCUUGAUGAACUUUGAGUUAGAAGCUAGAUGGAUUAAUGACUUUAAGACCAUGUUAGACAUAGAUGAAAGAGUCAUUCGGCAUCUGGUGAUAAAAAGAGAUGAGGCAAUCACAGAGGAUUGUCCGCCUCCACCUGAGUGGCACACUCUAGGUGCAGGUGGAGAUGAUGAUUUUGAUGAAGAGGAAGAUGAUGAAGAUUAUGAUGAUGUGUAUGAAGUCGAAGAUGAUGAAGAAGACCUUAGAGAGGAUUGGGAUGGAGAGGAUGAUGUGGAUAUUUUUGAAGAUGGUAUUAUUGCAGGAGAUGAUGAUUACAUAGAAGAUUCGGAUAAUAAAUCAGCUACUGUGGGUAAUACAGGUAGAGAAAAUCUUAAAGCUGAGAAAGUUGCUAAAUAGGUAGCUUUCUUCUAAACAUCUCUUUGCGUUCAGGUUUGAGAGCUAUUCUUGGAAGGUUUGUAUUGUAUGUUUCUGAAUUUUCAUGACUAUGAAGUAUUAAAUGAAGAAAUUAUAUUGAUAUGAACAAUGAAAAUCAUGUACCAAGCUCAACAGCCAACACUUUUAAUGGAGGUUCCUCUUGACUUCUAACCCAGGGAGAAAGGCAAAUACUGCAAGCAAAAGCUGUAAGAAUUGCUGAAUGCUCAGUAUGCAUAAAGCUGUUCCAAUUUUGCCGCUUUGAACCAUAUGUAUUAACAGGCCUAGAAACAUGCGCAAUUCAGUUGGAUUGCCAUGCGGCUCUAACAUCAUCUUAUUGAUGGAUAAAUCCAAUGGAGGAAACGAUUUUAAGCUUCAAAUUUUACGGGACUUCUAAUCUUUUAUGAAUGCAGCAUUCUCCACUCCUCAUUUAGUGGCCAAGAAACAACACCUCGAAAUCCCCGA
Messenger RNA from Durio zibethinus, 1962 nucleotides. It is a transcript of the gene RFC3, whose product is annotated as Translation elongation factor EF1B/ribosomal protein S6 family protein. The record is from RefSeq and is a predicted model, not a curated record. Gene Ontology annotation, biological process: translation. NCBI's taxonomy places the organism in Eukaryota, Viridiplantae, Streptophyta, Magnoliopsida, Malvales, Malvaceae. Gene Ontology annotation, molecular function: structural constituent of ribosome; small ribosomal subunit rRNA binding. Gene Ontology annotation, cellular component: ribosome; small ribosomal subunit.